Molecule: messenger RNA, 1794 nt
Organism: Boeremia exigua
Lineage: Eukaryota; Fungi; Ascomycota; Dothideomycetes; Pleosporales; Didymellaceae
Exons: 2
Coding region: 77-1711 (544 amino acids)
Biological process (GO): regulation of DNA-templated transcription
Molecular function (GO): DNA-binding transcription factor activity, RNA polymerase II-specific; zinc ion binding
Source: RefSeq, a predicted model, not a curated record
CCUGAACGCGUCACAACAACCCCUUCUAUUCUUUCUAGAUUCCAUCUCGCCAAACGUCAACGUGCAACUUGACUGAAUGCAAGUUGUCCUAGACACCAAUGUCUCAAAACCUGCCCUUAGGGCUCACAGAAAGACGAAGACUGGGUGCAGAACUUGCAGGAUACGACGUGUCAAAUGCGACGAGAGCCGGCCCAGUUGCAUAAAAUGUUCAAGUACAGGCCGUAAAUGUGACGGGUACCCUCAAAACCAGAGGGAUCUCCAGACCCAUGCAUCCAGCUAUGGACAGAUUAAGUCGGCGUGGCCCAGCAAAGCCCUUGCUUCACUUCCUGAUUUUGGCAACGACAUGCGCCAUCUGGAGUUUUACUACCACUGUAUCGGACCCAAGCUUUCUGGUAGGUUCGAUACUGAGUUUUGGUCGCGUUCGAUACUCCAGAUAGCACAUGUCGAGCCUGGUGUUCGCAACGCGUUGAUAGCCUUGAGUCAUCUUAAUCAAAGCCAAAGUGGUACCCUGCAAGACGCUCGUCGAUCUGCUAACAGACCAAAUAAUCUUAAGCGCAGGCCCUUCUGGAUUAAUUACAACAAAGCUAUCAGACAUCUCAUUGAUGACAUAGCUAAACCGUCGUUCUCCGCGGAAGCAGGUUUGGUGAUAUGCCUGCUUUUCGCGUGCAUUGAGUUUUUGCAAGCCGACGCAAACAUGGCGUUCACCCACGUCAGAAGCGGGUUGAACAUUGUUCACGAGCUGAGAAAGCAGAAAGCUGGCCGCUCGAGGUUCGGCCUUGCGGCGGCAAGUCAGGGUCAGAUGAGUGCGCGAUUGUAUGAAAUUGAGCAAAUCAUGGUGCCAAUCCUCACGCAAGCUCUAGCUUCUGCCCUCCCAUAUGGUACCAGCAUUGAAAGGGACUUUGAAUUCCUACAGUCGUGCCCAAGCUACUAUACAGGCACAGUUUUUACCCACAUUGCUGAUGCUCGAGCGUCCUUCUUUGACCUGCGAAAUGCCGCAAUCUUGUUAGCACGGGAUAUGGCCAUCAAGCUGUACGGAUCGAUACCAAUCGCGGCGUCAGACUAUCAUCGUCAGACUGACCUUCUGAACCAGCAUCGUGUCUGGCUUCAAGCUCUGAAAUCGCUGGAGCGUACAGAUAAAUGGGCCAAAGACGCCACAUACUCUCUCAGCGCCCUCAAAAUCGGAUACUACUCGAGCUACACCGCCGUCUCCUGCAUCAUGGACGAGACCCAGAUGGCGUUCGAUGCGCACCUCGAGAACUUUAUGUCCCUCGUUGCGCACGCUGAAUACUUAGUCGGUUCUUUUAACUUCAACAACUGCCACGCACCAUUAUCACCACUGGAUGCUGCCGCUAAUUUUGUCUUCGACACCGCGCUCAUCCCUGCACUAUUCUACGUGGCCAUACGCUGUCGCUGCCCCGUGACGCGCCGCAAAGCGGUUGACUUGCUGGCUUUGAACUUGCCACGAGAGGGGCUUUGGGACUCUGAGCAGCAUAGAAAGGUUGCCGAGCGGGUAAUCGAAAUUGAAGAAAGGAAAGUCGAUCCAAGAGGCUGGCCAAUUGCGGCUUCGAGACUCUGUAGGAGCAGCGUUGGAACGGACGUUGAUGAGAACAAUGGAUUUCAGGCAAGCUUUUUGUACACGAAAGACCUUGCAGCGGCGACUGAACGAGCGUGGAACGAGAGGCUCACGUUAAGUGAAAGUCACGCUAAGUGAGAGUCACACAAACUCACCUUCACUUGUUUUUCGUUAGUCACGACGUCGUUCGCGCUACAUCUCUCACUUUCUUCUGUCCAACU